UCGUGUGGCCCAGAGAUAUGGUGGCCAGUGACCUCCAGGAGAAUCUGAAGAAGCUUAACAACGGCAUGGCCUUCCUCAUCAAACACUCCCAGAAACUAUUCAGGGCUCCUAUGUACAUGAGGGAGCAUGCCAGAAUGCACUUCACAGGAUCUAAGACCCUGCAGACCAAGGAUGAUAUGGACCUGUCAUCUGUGACUGGUUUCCCUGCCCCUGUUCCCUGGAAGAGGUGUUGUGCUGACCCGUCUCAGUACCUGUCCCCCUCCUCGUCGUCCCAGGGCCAGCAGCACCACACAGAGGAGUCCCUGAAGGAGCUGUUCAGACACGUCCAUGACAACAUGCCCAACUCUGCCAAGAAGAAGAAACUCCUACGACAGCUUGCUAAACAGACCACCCCCGGCCUGGCCCCAGGGACACCCAUCAACAACUAUCAGCCCCCCCCGGCCCAGAGCAAGAAACACCCCCGCUCCCGCUCCUUCGGUGGAUUCAUCAAGAGGAGACAUAAGGGGGACCAACAGGCGUUGGAGAGGCGGGGUAGACAGAUCUCCCCGGAGAUGGUUGCUGCGGCGAUGGGACGGCUGGGAAAGGAGAACGUCGUCCUGCAGUCGGGGAACGGUCCGGUGACAGUGAAUAAUAGUACUCCAGUCGGGGUCAAGGCCUCUGACAGCAUGGCCCUCAAUAGAGAGAGGGGACUCAAACUAUCAAAGGACUCUCCAUCCAUCUCCAGAAUGUGUUGGUCUCCCUCCCUAGAAACGUCCAUGUAGAGGAUUGGUACUAGCAACACUGGACUUGUUAUUUUUUUGUCAUUUUUU
Molecule: messenger RNA, 809 nt
Organism: Oncorhynchus gorbuscha (pink salmon)
Lineage: Eukaryota; Metazoa; Chordata; Actinopteri; Salmoniformes; Salmonidae
Product: rho GTPase-activating protein 19-like
Exons: 8
Coding region: 18-761 (247 amino acids)
Biological process (GO): regulation of small GTPase mediated signal transduction
Cellular component (GO): cytoplasm
Molecular function (GO): GTPase activator activity
Source: RefSeq, a predicted model, not a curated record